AUGCUGCAGCUGAUGAUGCGCAUGACGACGAUCGGCAUGCAGGUGAUGGUGGUGAUGUUCCUGGCGAGGAGCAACAGCAAUAGGGCGAAGCUGUUGGAUGCAGCAGUGGAGCUGUUCAAGAACCGGUGCAUGAAGGAGGCCGAGCUCGAGAAGUGUGAAGCCACGAUCUCCUUCGAGGUCAUCACCAGGGAGAUUCCAGACUUCCCCAAGCGGAUUCUUACGGAUUCGACCUACUUUGUGGACUCGUGGCCCUCCGGCACCAGUGCAGAGUCCUGGUUCUAUGCAACGCGAGGAGUGAACUCGGCCUUCUCCCAGGGCGCGCCGAUCUUGUUCGCAGAGGUGGCGCUGCUGAUCGUCGAGGCAGGCUUCUGCACCCCGGAAAACCUGGGCCGCUUCAACGGCUUUCCGGAGCACCUGGAUACCGGCAUUUACUGGUUUGGCAAGAAUGACACAUCUGAGAAAGCCACCGCGAGCCCAUCGAAACUGUACAAUCCAAAAAAACCCACGAUGCUGUUCUUCCACGGCUGGACUGGUGAGGGUGUUGGUUGGACAAGCCAAUGCAAGCGCCUCACCACGAGAUGUCAUUCCGACAUGUGCCCCAAUGGAGGCGGUCAACAUUUGGUAAAUUCUUGGCUUGAUGAAGGCUGGAAUGUUGGCUUUUUCUAUUGGGACCAGUUCGCUGACGAAGAAUGCGUCAGAGAUGCGGAGCAGAAGUUGUGGUUCGACAAGCGUGCGGCCUAUUACCGGAAUUAUCACGAAGAAUUGGACGAGUUAUCUGUGGCAGACAUGUGUGCCCUGAGCGUCAAAAAAGCCAUGGGCACUUUUGAUGGCUCUCAAGUGCGGUUCGUGGGCCACUCUUUGGGCGCCCAGUUGGCUGUGCGGUGUGCCUCGAUGCUGCAUGUCGAGGACCAUCCCGCCGCUCCACACAGAGUGUCACUUCUGGAGCCCUACUUCACAAGACACAGUCAUGUCUUAUUGAAUUGUCAUGGUCAAAUUACAGCGGACCCAGGCCUCGGCGACUUUGCCGAAAGGUUGACAGUCGAGUAUGUUAUGAACAUGUGGAAAACCAAAGGCGUCGUUACGGAUGUUUACAAGAGUUCAUUGCUGACAGAGGAACGACCAGCUGCUUCCGCGUUCACCGUUAUGAAAAACAUAGUUACAGAAGGACCCUUCGGCGUCGUGGAAAAGGCUUUAGUAGGCAAUCUGGGAGCCGGCCUAACCACAGAGGGUCUGGACAUGUCGGCCACAGUGGUCGAAUACCAACCAGACUGGUGCGAAGACAUCCAAAGUCAAGUAUUUGGUGACGUGGAAAAUCUUCGGUGCAGGCAUUGUGCGUCUAUACCGAUGUACCUCCUGAGCUUCGAGCUCGAGCGCAGCGCGCCUGCCUUGAACACAGCCGAAGAUUCCGAAGAACCCGGUGCGUCCCGAAGCAGGUGCAUGAUGCCCUCCGCAAGUUGCGUCGAUGACCAUGUCCGCGAAUGGGUUCAACGACAGUUGGACAUGAAGCCAACGCACCAAAUCUGGAAUCAAAUUGCUGGGCAGCAAACGUUCGAUAAAUCGGACGAUGUGUUUGAGCUGACACCUGCAUUGGGCUUACAAAGUCCCGGGGAGGCACUAAGUGCCUCCCCGGUCCACAUGCCCGCCAAGCGGGAGCAGGACGCCUUCUUGCACUCUCCAAUUCUAUCGGCGAUUGGAAUUGUGAUGGUAUGUCUGGCAGUGGCAGUGCUCCACAGACAUAUGCAGUCCCAGAAUCCCCAGUUCGGCUUGAUGGCAUCGCCUCAUGGCUAUGCGGCAUCCUUCUUUUCAGGUCAUCCUGUUGUGCUUGCAACAGCUGAUGACCUGGUGUAG
Messenger RNA from Symbiodinium sp. CCMP2456, 1848 nucleotides. The record is from the annotation of a GenBank genome assembly. Lineage: Eukaryota; Dinophyceae; Suessiales; Symbiodiniaceae.